Messenger RNA from Ictidomys tridecemlineatus (thirteen-lined ground squirrel), 4433 nucleotides. It is a transcript of the gene Ccdc177, whose product is annotated as coiled-coil domain containing 177. The record is from RefSeq and is a predicted model, not a curated record. Lineage: Eukaryota; Metazoa; Chordata; Mammalia; Rodentia; Sciuridae.
ACCUGCGGUACCUUCACGGUUGUAGAGGUGGAGAUGGAUGCAGCAGCGAUGGAACCCGGCUUCCUUUUUUAAGAAUCGCUGAGAGCAAAGGGAACACAGCUGCUUUAUUUUAGGGAGAGUUUGUCGCACUCCCCCUCCUGCGUGUAGGUAGUGUUUGGGGUGUUUGCACCCUGCUUGCGGACCCCAUGGAGAGGCGCAGGCGGCGGCAGCUGGGGCUCCUUUCGUGGCUGCAGCCCGCAGUAACCCGACCCCACCAGUGCAGAGACUGAAGAGGCUCGAGCGAGAGCGGAGCUUCGAACAAAAGCCCUCAGCGAGGGGCCGGAGCCCGGGACGUGGGAGACUCCAACAAAGGACGAGGCUCAGCCAUGGUGGACCCGGUGCCUGAAGAGGAGAAGGAGGGAGCCGAGCCAGGAGGCUCGGAAGGGGACGGGGCCACGGCGUCUGUGCCCCCUGACGCCCAGGGCGCCCAGCAGCCCGCAGCCUCCUCUGCCUCGGCCUCCGCGGCGGUGCCGCACAAGGCAGAAGUCCCUGGCUCAGCAGAAGGAGGACGACGGGAGCAGUCCCCGAUGCUGCAUCUCGACCUCUUCAACUUCGACUGUCCCGAGGCUGAGGGCAGCCGCUACGUGCUGACCAGCCCCCGCUCGCUAGAGGCCUGCGCCCGUUGUGCUGUCAAGCCCGUGGAGCUGCUGCCACGGGCCUUGGCUGACCUAGUGCGAGAGGCCCCUGGCCGCUCCAUGCGGGUGGCCACUGGCCUGUACGAGGCGUACGAGGCGGAGCGGCGCUCCAAAUUACAGCAGUGCCGGGCCGAGCGCGAGCGAAUCGUACGCGAAGAGAAGCGGCGCCUCUUCACGCCGUUGGGCCCCGCGGCUGCAGCCGCCGCCGCGGCCUCAGCAUCAGCCCCAGCUCAGAGCGCGGGCAGCAGCAGCAGUUGCAGCAGCACCAGCCUCCCCGCGUCACCCGCACCGCGUGCCGCCCGCAAGGCCUCUCCCAGUCCUUCCUCUGCUCGGAUCCAACCUCCUCCGGCAGGUUCUCGGACAGGAAGAAAGAGCCACUCGCUGGACUCGCUGUCCCGCCGGCGUGAUGGUGCUCUCAGCUCCGAGUCCGGUGCAUCGUCGUCCUCCUACAGCGGGGAGAGCCUUCGAGAACUUCGCUGGCCGCCCCGGGCCUCAGCCAGGAACAGCUGCCCGGCAGGGUCAGCGUCCUCUGUCUCCAACCCUUUGGGCCGUCCUUCGGCGCUUACCCUGGUUCCACUUACAGGCCGAAGCUUCAGCCUUGGCGACCUGAGCCACUCUCCGCAGACUGCUCAGCAUGUGGAACGCAUCGUACGCCAAGUGCGCGCCGAGCGAGGCCUGCGCGGGGUGCCAGAGCGGGACCGGAAGAUCGCUGCGCUCAUGCUGGCGCGGCACCAAGAGGAGCGCCUGUUGCUGGAGCAGCGCGCCGCAGCCCACGGCCAGUGGGAGCAGCAGCGCGUGCGUGCCGAGCAGCGGCGGGAGCGGGAGGAGCGCGAGAAGCAGCGCGCCCUAGAGCAAGGCCGGCGGGCCUGGGCUGCGCAGGUGGAGGAGCGACGCGGCCGCCGGGGCCGCGAGGAGCGUGAGGCAGCGCGACGGCGACAGCAGCAGUGCGAACGCAGCGAGGAACGACGGCGGGAGCUGGCCGAGCGCCAGGGCCUACUGCGGCGGGAGCGGGUGGAGCGCGCCGCUCGGGAGGACCGGCUGCGUAAGCUGCAGCAGGAGCAGAACCUGAAGCAGCGGGAAGAGGGCCUGCAGGAAGGGCGCGAGCGGGCUGAACAGGUCCGCAGGGAGCGUGCCCAGCGAGCAGCCCGCGCCAAGCAGCGGCAGGAGGGCCAGCUGCAGCGCGAGAAGCGGGAGUUGAGUCGUGCAGAGCGAGCGCGACACGAGGCGUUGUUGCGGGGUCGAGCCCGGCAGCAGCAUGAGGAGCGAGAGGGCCUGCGGAGCUCCCUGGAGGCCAGCUUGGGCCGCGCGCAGGAAAACUAUGAGCAAUUGGUGGAACAGCGCACCCGGGAGCUGAGGGAGAGGGCCCGGAAGGAGGAGUUGCAAAGCCGGCGAGCCAAGGAGGCCGCGGAACGCAAAGAGCGGGAACAUCAGGCUCACCUGGAGGCCCUGGCUCGGGCCGGGGAACGUCGGCUGCAGCACGCCGCGCAGGUGGCCGAAGAGGCAGUGCAGCAAAAGGCCCGGCGCGUAGGCCAGACGCGGUUGGAGAAAGAGCGGGCCCAGCGCGCUAACAAGGAGAAGGUAGAGAGAGACGAAGACUGCCGCCGGAGGGAACUGCUCCAAGCAAUCGGGCGGAAGCUGGAGCGCAGCGAGCAGCUGACGCGGGAACGACGCAGUGCGCUGGAAAGUGCUCGCUCCACAGCCCGCGCCUCCUUCCACGUGCGUGAGAAGGUGCGAGAGGAAACCAACACGCGCUCCUUCGACCGAAUGGUGCGGGAGGCCCAACUACACGCCAGCCUCGACCGCAAAUGAUUGCUGCGCUGCUCUGGCCAGACUGGCACAGAGUCCCAGGGCGGAACUCCAGGGCCAGCACCAUGAACUCCCUAGCCUUCUGGCCAACGAAGCAAUGAAAGGACAGACAUGGAACUUUUCAUUCUGCACUGUUUUUUUAAAAAAAUUACUUAGUUUGGAGAUGCCGUGGCACAGUCUUUGCCUACAUCCACCCUUGCCAAACCUCCCUAUGUCUUUUGGGUUGGAAUGGAGUGUAGCUGCGUAGGAAGCUCUUCACCCCUCAAGAGCAUGGAGGGGGACACCCCUUCAAACGCAGUUGCCCAAGGCAUCUUUCUAAUACUGGUGUCUGAUAAGGCUUUCAGUUGCACCAGCUGAGGGGCAUCAGGAUUACCUCCAUCUUUCAAAAUAUGGCACAUUGCACAAAGCUUGGAGGCCUGCCAGAAAAGCACAGCACUUCCAAGGUGUCAGGCCAUGCACAAAGUGAACCAGAAAAAUCAUUGGUGUUUUGUAUGCUUGACGAUCAAUCCGUCACCAGAGCAAAUUGUAUUAUUAGCCCCGAUACUUUUUCAGUUGAGUCCUUUAGGUUUUCUAGUUAGACAAUCAUCCGCAGAUAAUGAUCAAUUUGUCUCUUUCUCUCUCAUUCUCCCAAGUGGCACAGGAAAUGGAUUGGUUUGGUGAUGCUGUUAAGCUUUAAUGGAAAUCCUGGGCCCAGGAGGUGGUGGUUUCCUCAGGCAGCACUGUCUACCCAUGAAGCUCCUUGCAGGAUGACUUGGGGUGGGCAGUGGUGUCUGAUGCUUACCUCCCAGUGUGAAGCCCAUGCCUGGCAGACAUCAGCCAUGCCUUAAGCAGAGCUACCUUAUGUGCCUGCCCAGGCCGUUCUUGCCUAAAUCUUCAGCCCUGGAUGCAGUCUCAAAGGUGGGCCCCAGAGUUUGGAGUUAGGGAUUCCCUCUGUGAAGGAAUCAGCUCCACCACUCUGAAGACAAUUAUGGUAUCCUUGGCUGCUGUCCUGUGGUGGCUGAAGAGCUAGACUUGUCUCUGUGUUGAAAGUUGUGCUCACUAUUGUUGGUAGAGUCUCACCCCCUCCCUUCCCAGGAAAAAGAGAGUCUCUCCCUUAAAUUUCUGGUACCUUCUCAAGUAUGACUGAAAGUAUUUAUCUCUUGGUGCCUCACCUUUCCUAACUGCCAGAUGGGGCCAUCAGAACUCCUCUUCUGGUACCUCAUGGUCUCCUGGAUCCAAAGCACGGCUUCAGUAUUAUUUGUUGGACAUCUUUGUGCCUUUCUUGACCUGGAGUUGGGAGGCAGAAGGACUGCUGUGAGCCUAGUUUGUUUCUGGGAAUAUGGAUUCCUGGCAUUGGAAGGGGCAGUACAUCAUGGACAGAGGGUCUUUUAGCCUCUGGCAGGAAGUACUUGCAAUACCAGGCCACACCCUGGUCCAAAAGGCUCAGUUAUCACCAGGCAAUUUUAACCCUCAGAGCGCUUUCCUUCCAUGAAGCUGAAAUUGCCCCUGCUAUAUCCAUCCAUUAACUCUGCCUUCAUCAGGGAAGGUGGGAAGUAAAACAUUACUUUUUACAUUAACUCAAGGUCAGGAAAUAAAGAAAUUACCAAAAAAGAAGAAGGAAUCAGGGUAGAGAACUAUUACAUUAGACAUUUUCACGCAUAUUCUGCUGGGCAGAACUGACCCUAAAAUGGCUGGUUACAUAUGCACUCACUCACACGUACUUUGCCAACCCAUCACCCCCACCCCAUUACAUGCUAACAAAUACAAGAGUAUCGUAUUAUGUGGAAGGAAACAGUGGUUAGGUGUUUCAAUUGAGACAGUGAUGCCAGGAAAGGAGCUGUGUGCCGAGGUUUAGUUCUUGAAUGGAUGAAUUUUUCCCUUAAAAUUUCUCCUUGUUGGUAACCAGGUUGUCAGUGAAUUGUAAUCAUUGGUAUUGUCUGUGAGUCAGAGCAUUUAACUAAAAAGUUAAUGUGA